This is a messenger RNA of Naegleria gruberi, 1494 nucleotides long. RefSeq names its product serine/threonine protein kinase. The transcript is spliced from 5 exons. Bases 43 to 1434 code for a protein of 463 amino acids. Gene Ontology annotation, biological process: protein phosphorylation. Lineage: Eukaryota; Heterolobosea; Eutetramitea; Acrasida; Naegleriidae. Gene Ontology annotation, molecular function: protein serine/threonine kinase activity; ATP binding. The record is from RefSeq and is a predicted model, not a curated record.
AUUGCUCCCCACAGCAAUUUAUACAACAACAAGAAGAAUAAAAUGGAGGUUAAUCCUAUGGAAAAGCCAGACUUCUCUGGAUAUUUAAAGAAGAAGGGAGGUAAAAUUAAAACCUACAAGAGAAGAUGGUUUGAAUUGAGAGGAAAGCUUCUUUUCUACUUCAAGAAACAAGGUGAGCUCAAGCCAACAGGUUUUAUCAAUAUCCAAGGAGCUAAAGUUGAAAUUGAUGAAACAAAGCCUAUGAGCUUUAAACUUAGAGGUAAAAACUUGGCCAGAGUUUAUGAAAUUAGUGCGGAAAAUGAAACAGAGUUCCAAGUUUGGAUGAAAGAAUUGAACAAAGCUAUGAAUUAUAAUCCAUCAUCUGAUAAGGAAGGAUUGGAAGAAUUCAAGGAGGAAAUUCUUAAGGCUAAAUCUUUGGAACAAAUUACUAUUGGUAACAAAUCGUCAGAUGUUAAGGUUUCCUUGAACGAUUUUGAAUUACUUACAGUUGUCGGAAGAGGUUCAUUCGGUAAAGUUAUGAAGGUUAAACAAAAGGGUGCUUCUAGAGUCUAUGCCAUGAAAGUUCUUAGAAAGGAUAUGAUCAUCAAGGAAAACAUGGUGUCACAUACCCUUGCUGAAAAGAAAAUUUUGCAAAGUAUUGAUCACCCAUUCAUUGUUUCUUUGCAUUAUGCUUUCCAAACUGAAGAAAAGUUGUAUUUAGUAUUAGAUUAUUUACCAGGUGGUGAAUUAUUCUUCCACUUGAGAGAAGAAACUAAAUUUGAUGUUGAACGUGCUAAAUUCUAUGCUGCUCAAAUUGUUAUGGCUAUUGAACAUUUGCACAAGAAUGAUAUUAUUUACAGAGAUUUGAAGCCUGAAAAUGUUGUUCUUGAUGGUGAUGGUUAUGCUGUUUUAACAGAUUUUGGAUUGGCCAAGACAUCUAUGGGAAAUAAUACUCCAACUUAUACAUUCUGUGGUACUCCUGAAUAUUUAGCUCCAGAAAUCUUGAAGGGACAAGGACACGGUAAGGCUGUCGAUUGGUGGUCUCUCGGUAUUCUCUUGUAUGAAAUGAUUGUUGGUUUGCCACCAUUCUACUCUGAAAAUAUUAAUGAAAUGUAUGAAUUAAUUUUGAAGGCCCCACUCAAAUUCCCAAGUAGUGUUCCAGCUGAUGCACAAUCUCUUCUUAAAGGUUUAUUAGACAGAGAAGAAUAUAAACGUUUAGGAGGUGGCCCAUCAGAUGGAGCUGAAAUCCGAGCACAUCCAUUCUUUAAGAAUAUUAACUGGGAUAACCUCUAUAGUAAGGGUAUUUCUGCUCCAUUCAAACCACAAUUGCAUGAUGGUAACGAUACCAAAUAUGUUGACACAGAAUUUACUUCCGAACGUGCUCACGACAGUUUUGCUAUUGGUGUUAGCAAGGAUGAAAACAAGUCUUUUGAUGAUUUUGACUUUUCUAAAUAAUUUUAUGUAAUUAAUAUUUGUAUAUGUAAUUUGUAUUAAAAAUAUUUUCUAAUUGUGUAA